CCACAUCCUGGUGCAGUAGCACCUCGUCUAUGCGGCUGGUGUAGAAAGGAACGCUCAUCUCCUUAGCCAGCUCCUCGGCUUCUUCCUGCGUGCGGCCCCACAGCGCCUUCACCGCGAAGCCCUCAUCUUUCAGCAGCGGGAUGAUGACUCGGGCCGUGAGGCUGGUGCCGAACACGCCCACCCCGGGAAGCAUGGCUGCUCAGGUCCGCCCGGUUCUGCUGCUGCCGGGAUCUCCAGUCGAACACCAGAACGCAAGCCUCUCCGGCUGGUCCAGCAGUUCCCGGCUCCUGCGACCGACCUCGCUGCGCUGCGCUAGCCGCCGAGCCCCGGGCAAGGAGCCCGAGUGCGGCGGCGUGACAGCGCACGGAACCACAGACCGUGCAGGCUCUGGGAGCCUCAGCGCUGUGACUGCUGCAGUCCCCACCACUCGGGGCUCCUGUCCUUCCCGGAGACAGCAGCAGGGACUCCGCCAGGAUGCACGAGGCCCCGAAGCCCCGUGGAGCCCGGGCUCAGGCAGCGCUCCCGCGGCAGCGCCGGCCGGCUCCGUGCGCCCCGCCGAGGCCGCCCCAUGGCCGGCUCAUCCCGGCAGAAUUUCUCUCCCGGAUGGCGCUCCCGCUUCACCACCCUCUGUGGGCUGCGGAUCUCCUUUUUCCCCCGGUCCUUGGUAACGAAUGGAACCCAGAGGCCACCCAGAGGCCGACUAAGGAUGAGGUUCGUAGCGUACCAGACGUCGAACGCCAGCAGCAGCACCGCAGCGGCGGACACCACCCGGCGCCAGGCUCCUCAUUCUGCUGCCAUAUUCGCUCGCUCUCAGCGCGCCUUGGGCGGCCUUGGCCCCGCUCGGGCUCGGGCUCCGGCUCCGGGAUCCCGCGGGUACGAGGGCGGAGUUGGCGACUUUGACUGUCAGCGGCCGGGGUUCCUGCACCGCCCUUGCGGUAGCGCCGCGCUCCAUUGGCCGCCAAGCGUCGCCCCCGCCCUUGUCUCCGCCGCCCAAGGCUCUCGUUGCGCUCAGCGCCCGGCCCCUGGAACCCGCUUUGACUCCUCCCCGGCCCCGCCUGGCCCGCCUGCUGCCCCCGGGUGGCUUCCCUUUCUCUGCGCUCUCCGCCUCCGCAGCAGCCUCCUCCUCGAUGUGCUCCAAGCUCCGCCCAAGCAAGCAAAUAAAUCUAUCAAAGCAGGGCGCGCCCUUAAUAGGCUAGGACUGGGUUCCUUGGAAAAGAUUGGUGGAUGCUAAGACCCCGGGGAGGCUGGAGGACCCCAUGAAGUAUGAGCAGCGUGGUUCAGUCUCCUCUUCGGGGUAUUUUUUCUGUGCUCGCCACUGCUCUAGGGAAGCUGUCCAGGCACUUAACCCUGAGGUUAUUGGAAACUCGUUUUAUUGAUGAGAAAGUAAGCUCUGAGGAGGUUAAGGGACUUGCUCAAGGUGACACACAUUAACAACAGUGUCAGGAUCAGAAGGCAGACACCAGCAUCUCGGCGCUGAACCCCUAGAGUUCUGACUUGCAAGUGUGCCAGCUCUAAUCCCAAACCAACUCCACUCCUGAGGAGGCUCCACUGGUCACCUACUCCAUGCUUGUGCCCAAGUGGCAUGGGCGACCUCACCCAGACUGGGGACUCCGCAGUGGCUGUGGCACGUGUGUCUAGAGUCUGGUCUUCCUUGUUUGCUUCUGGCUGCCUGCCACUCCUGGCCACUGCCCUCUGUCAGCUUCAGUUCCCAGGCACAGCGCUUCUCCUGGACUUUACUACAUCGGCAGUCAGGAGGAUGCUGGGGACCCUCAGACAGAAAUGCGUGGAAAGCCCUAACUGCGGUGGUGACUGAGUGAGCUUCUGAUAUCUCAAGAUAUCCUCAAGACUUAUCACAGGGCCUAACGAGAUAGUAGGCACUCGAGUAAAUACACAAAUGGAUGGAUAUUCACCACCAGUCAUGUUGUGCCCUCUUCGUGCUAGGAGGAAGUCAAUGCCAAAGUCAAAGCUCAGUGUUUCUGGAAAGGUGAGAUUACUACUGUCUGUCAUGUUCACCCCUGGCCUUUAGCAUUCAGAGGAAGGGACACGUGUCCUGCUUCAACAUAAGCGUGGAAAACAUGAUACAGCAAGUGUUUAAAGCAACUUGUAACAACUUGUGGAGAGGCGGGGCUCUUGGAGAGAGCUGUAAACACACACACACACACACACACACACACACACACACGGCUGGUGUGGCAAUGGGAGGAGGCAAAGUUGACCUCAGGACGACAUUAUUAAAAGAACAAAGUGCUCCGGGAUUGGCAACAGCCUGAACAGGGUCAAAGAGCAGACAAGAUAUGCCUGCUGAUGGUUAGCUGACAAGUGCCAAAGGAAAAGCAGGUGUGUGACCAUCGCUGCCAGGGUGCUGCCUUGGAGCAGAGGGAGAGCCAUGGUAUGCCGCCCCUGGACAGGUGCAAGGUGGGUGACUCCUGGCUUGCAGAGUCAGAAGCCGGAUCUGACUCUUGGCUCUGCCAUUUUACACCCUGUGGGACCCGGGACAAAUGUCUUCUCUGUGUCCGUCUGUAAAGGGAGACGAUAGCUAACACUAGAGAGGCCCAUGUGAUUUGACAGGCAUGACGUCCUGAGAAGGAUGCUCCCUAGAAAUGUUCUAUGUGAUAUAUAUGCCCUCUAUUUUGAUAUUUAUUUUUAUUACAUACAUUCUAUUUGAAAGUAAAUGUUAGGCCGUGUAUA
Mus pahari (shrew mouse) is the source of this 2688-nucleotide messenger RNA. RefSeq lists its product as uncharacterized. Bases 569 to 1231 code for a protein of 220 amino acids. The transcript has a single exon. Lineage: Eukaryota; Metazoa; Chordata; Mammalia; Rodentia; Muridae. The record is from RefSeq and is a predicted model, not a curated record.